This is a messenger RNA of Trichoderma asperellum CBS 433.97, 2428 nucleotides long. NCBI's taxonomy places the organism in Eukaryota, Fungi, Ascomycota, Sordariomycetes, Hypocreales, Hypocreaceae. The record is from RefSeq and is a predicted model, not a curated record.
AUGACCGACUGGUCGAAGCUCAAAGUCGUCGACCUCAAAGCAGAGCUGAAGAGCCGUGGCCUGCCUUAUGCAGGGCUAAAGGGGGAGCUGAUCGCUCGAUUGGUCGCUGCCGACGAGGAGGCAGCACAGCAAGGGGGAGAAAACCCGGAGCAAGAGGAGAAGCCACAAGAACCAGAGCCAGAGGUUCAAGCAGAGCCAGAAGUUCAGCCCGAGAUUCAGCCAGAGGCGCACCCAGAAGCACCCGCAGAGCCGGCGACGGUCGAUACACAGAAUGUCAAAGCAACUUCAGAACCAGUCGCGGUGAGGCCUCCCUCGCCCGUGAAGGAGCGCGAUCCGACGCCCGAGGAGAAGGCCGAAAUUCCUUCCGAAGCUACAAAGAGUGAUGGCAGUGGUCAGGGCGGUGAGGCGGCAGCCAGCAGCCUCCCGCCAGUUGGCGAAACUCCAGCUUCCCUCGAACAAGUUACUUCUUCGGCUUCCCCCAAACCCGAAGAACAGUCAACUGCGCAGGCUUCCAUCGAACCGACACCAGAAGCUCAGAAGCGCAAGCGACGCUCGCAUAGCCCUCUGCCCACCGAAGAAGACAUAGCUCGAAAGCGCGCGCGCUCUGAGAACACUGCAAACGGCGGCGAGAUUCAUGCCACGGCCGAAACGAACGAAGCCGAUGUUGAUAUGACCGGUGCUGGCGCGCUUGAUACCACGCCACCGACGGUCGACAAGGGCGAAACUGAUACCAAGGUUAUCGCAGAUUCGCGUAAAGAGUCGCCCUCACCAGUCGCUGACGCUCCACCCACUGAGAUGGAUUUUGAAAGGGACGUGGAACCAGCGGUGCACACUCCCACUGUCGCCCUCUAUAUCAGCAAUCUCAUGCGCCCCCUGCGUGAUGUCGAUAUUCUUGAACAUCUUGGUAGCCUGGCAUCUGCAUCCAGCGCAGAUUCAGGGCAAGACCGCAUCGUCAAGUUUUACCUCAACUCAAUCCGCACCCAUGCAUUCGCCGUCUUCGACACCGAGUCAUCUGCUACUCGAGUUCGCGCCGCGUUACAUAAAUGCGUUUGGCCAAAUGAAAGCAACCGCAAGGCACUAUCAGUCGACUACAUCCCUCCCGAAAAAGUGGAUGAAUGGAUCGACAUAGAAAAGGCUGGUGGCUCACGGUCUUCUUCCCGCUGGCAGGUGGUAUACAGACCUGGACCAGAUGGGUUUGAAGCUGUAUUGGAAUCGGGAUCCGUAUCGAAAGCGAGACCAACUGAGCCGCCACCACCAUCCAAUAUUGGUGCCGACAGUACCAAUGCCAUCCCCAUUGGCCCUCGAAGCCACCGUGAACGUGAACGUGAGCGAGAGCGGGAUCGUGAUCGUGAUCGUGAUCGUGAUCGUGAUCGUGAUCGUGAUCGUGAUCGUGAUCGUGAUCGUGAUCGUGGCAUGAUGCCUCCACCACCCACGGGGCCAAGAGGUGGACGGUCAGCAGCAGGGGCAGGGGGUCGACUCACUGCCAGUCCUUUGGAUCAUGUCGUAGAGAAAACCCACUCUCGGCCUCCCAUCUCAUACCAGAUGGUCUCUGAGGAUCUCGCCCGCAGCCGUUUGGACAAUAUGCGAUCCCACUACACUCGCGACAGAAACCGCGACUUUGGCCGCGAAAUCAACCGCUAUUCUUUUGAAAAUGGAGACGUUUUUGUAGACCGUGGCAAAGAGAUUUUCGAGGGCAUCCGACCUCCUCACCGCGAGGCUGAUCGCCGCGGCGCAGGCGGCGGUGGACGAGGAGUUCGUUCGCAAGGGCGAAGAGGACCGCCGCCUUUCCGACAGAGGAGUGAUAGAUACCUUCCUGGGGCUGGUAGCGGCACAGGCUCUAGCUACCGCUCCGGAGGUGGACGACGCAGGGAUAGCGAUGAUGACCGAUUGCCGAGACGCGAUGAUUCUAGGGAUAGGGAGCAUAGAGAUCGCCGCCACCGCUAAGGGACGCGGCGAAGUUACGAAUGUUUAAUGGAUGCCAUCUAUCGAUUUUUUUUUUUUUCGCCAACACUCUUCGACUCCCUUCGUUUUAGUAGGAGGGGCAACGUUGAAAAUGACGAACGAAUUUCUCAUCUUCUUUCUCUUCUCUUUAAAAGAUUUUACCUAAUCUUUUUUUUUUUUUUUCAUGCCCUCUUAUUUUAUAGAGGGGCUAUUUAAUUUUCGUUUCUUCAUCUACUUUUAUUUUGUGUUUCGGAACUUUUGAGAUGUGAGCGAGAGAUAUUUGAGGCUAUAUCGGAAAUCAUACUGGACUGCCAAACAGCUUUACUUAUUCAUAAGAUGAGAUAGGACAGGGAUAGGACAGGGUUCAGGGAUUGGCUGGGUGGGAUUGGCACUGGAAGGGACAUGAGAUUUCUGAACUUGGGCUUUUGUGUUAUCAGAAGGGGGAGAGAGAGGGGAGAGGGGAGGGGCAUUAUGACUACUGGACGGC